This is a messenger RNA of Spodoptera litura, 3366 nucleotides long. RefSeq names its product heat shock protein 70Cb (gene Hsc70Cb). The record is from RefSeq and is a predicted model, not a curated record. Gene Ontology annotation, molecular function: ATP binding; ATP-dependent protein folding chaperone. Gene Ontology annotation, cellular component: nucleus; cytosol. Gene Ontology annotation, biological process: protein folding. NCBI's taxonomy places the organism in Eukaryota, Metazoa, Arthropoda, Insecta, Lepidoptera, Noctuidae.
AUUGGACACACUUCUAGAAAAUUCGGGUACGAGCACGAAUGAAGGAACUAAUGCGGCAAUAAACCGGCGUUUAUACGUUAGAUUGAUCGAUUGUAGAAUUCAGCAACGUGUUUCUCUCUUCGUGUUAUUCGGAAGAUAAGCAAGAUUUAAUUGUUCUUGUAAUAAAUUGAGACAAAUUUUAGUUUACGAUGGCUGCUAUGUCCGUCAUUGGUAUUGAUUUCGGUAACGAAUCAUGUUAUAUCGCUGUGGCUAAAGCAGGUGGUAUUGAGACAAUAGCCAACGAUUACAGUCUCCGCGGUACUCCAUCAUGUGUCGCAUUUUCACCGAAAAAUCGAAUAUUGGGAGUGGCUGCAAAGAACCAAAUGGUCACAAAUAUGAAAAACACUGUUUUUGGCUUCAAGAGGCUGUUAGGUAGAAAAUUUUCUGAUCCAUAUGUUCAGAAAGAGCUGAAACAUUUCCCCUUCAAGGUUGAACAAAGACAGGAUGAUGGAAUCGGCAUUAGAGUCAACUAUCUGGGUGAAGACAAUGUCUUUACUCCUGAACAGAUAACAGCUAUGCUUCUCACAAAACUGAAAGAAAGCGCAACCAUAGCGUUACAGACACCCAUUAAUGAUUGUGUCAUAUCUGUACCCAGCUACUUCACAAACUCUGAAAGAAAUGCUUUGUUGGAUGCUGCCAAUAUUGCAGGAUUGAAUGUAUUACGCCUUAUGAACGAGACCACUGCCACUGCUUUGGCUUAUGGUAUUUAUAAACAAGAUUUACCUGCUCCAGAGGAAAAGCCCAAGAAUGUAGUAUUUGUUGACUUUGGUCACAGUUCACUUCAGGUGUCUGCAUGUGCUUUCAACAAGGGUAAGCUGCGUGUUCUGGCUACGUCAACUGAUGCUCAAUGUGGUGGAAGGGACAUUGACAUGGCAUUGGCUGAUUAUUUCUGUCAAGACUUCAUUAGUCGAUUAAAGCUAGAUGCUAGGAAAAACCAAAGGGCUUUCCUUCGGCUGCUGCAAGAAGUUGAGAAACUGAAGAAGCAGAUGUCUGCUAACAGCACUCGCCUUCCUAUCAAUAUUGAGUGCUUCAUGGAAGAGCGCGACGUUUCCAGCGAAAUGCAGCGCUCACAGAUGGAACAAAUUUGUGCUGAGACCUUCACACGCAUUGAAAGAACUAUGAGGGCUGUACUACACAAUUCUAAGUUGAGACCUGAAGACAUUCAUUCUGUAGAGAUCGUCGGAGGAUCUACCAGAAUCCCAGCUGUCAAGAACUUGAUUGAACAAGUGUUUAACAAGCAUGCCUCAACCACACUGAACCAGGAUGAAGCAGUGUCUCGUGGCUGUGCGUUGCAGUGUGCUAUGCUAAGCCCGGCAGUGCGCGUGCGUGAGUUCAGCGUCACAGACGUCCAACCUUACGCCGUGCGCCUUGCCUGGGAUGCCACCAAGGGAGAGGAUGGAGACAUGGAGGUAUUCUCCGCUUUCCAUGCUGCGCCAUUCUCAAAGAUGCUGACUUUCUACAGAAAAGAACCAUUCUCUGUGAGUGCUUAUUAUUCGGACCAGGUGCCUUAUCCAGACACUUUUAUUGGCCAAUGGCACAUCAGAGAUGUCCAGCCAACAGCUGAAGGAGAGUCUCAGAAAGUAAAACUCAAAGUGAGAGUGAACAUUCAUGGCAUCAUAACAGUCGCCUCCGCAUCCCUCGUGGAAAAGAAACAAGAUGCUGCUCAAAAUGAUAAUAUAGAAAUGGAGAAUUCAAAUGAAAAUUCUCAGGGACAAGAUGCUGCUAUGGAUACUAAUGGUGCCAGCCAAGAUCAGCAACAAAAUGGCCCCGAUAACCAAGAGGUGAGAGACGACGAAAUGAAGGGGGAGCCUCAACAAAAACAGUCGUGGACACAGAAAGUAGGACAGUGGUUCAGCGGGGAUAAAUCCAAGGACAAGACCAAGAAGGUUCUUGUUAAAACCAUUGAACUACCAAUUGAUGCUCAGACACAUGGACUUGCCAAACAUGAUCUGAACUCCUUUGUUGAACAAGAGGGAAAAAUGCAAGCUCAAGAUCGACAGGAAAAGGAACGUGCUGACGCUCGCAAUGCUUUGGAAGAAUAUGUGUAUGAAUUGCGUGGUAAACUGUCCGAAGGAGAAGCUCUCCACGAUUUCAUCGCGGAAGAUAAUCGCAAUCGUCUUGUCAACCAGUUGGAUGCUCUCGAACAAUGGCUGUAUGACGAAGGUGAAGACCAACACAGACAGGUUUAUAGCGAUAAACUAGCGGAGUUGAGAACAGAAGGCGAACCCAUCAAGCAGCGACGUUUGGAGUACGAACUCCGCCCUGGAGCAUUAGAUGAUUUUUCAAGAGCAAUCCAAUUAGCCAACAAAGCUGUUGAUUUGUACAAAGCUGGCGACAUUAAGUACGCUCAUUUGGCUGAUGUGGACGUUCAGAAAGUAGCAGAAGCCGCUAAGAACGCACUGAACUGGUUGGAGAGUGCUCGCCAGGCGCUCGCGCAUACACCUCGCCACCAGUCGCCACCACACACCACGCAUCAGAUCCGCCAGGAACGACAGACCUUUGAGAAUACUGUGAACCCAAUAUUAAACAAACCCAAACCUAAAGAGAAGACUCCGCCGCCCGCCAACCCUACAGCUGGGGACGGACAGCCUGACUCUGCCGCGCCCAGUGACGCUCAGCAGACACAAGAACAAAUGGACGUCGAAUGAAUGUGAACCACUCCUUAUACUACAUGCACAUAUAAUACUGAAUCAUAAUACUAAAUAAUUACACUCCAUUCACAAUGUUCACUCCUACAUAAAGACUUUCAAGGAUAUUGUAUGAAGGACAACUGUAUUUUUUUUUUAUUCUAAACUACAGUUCUCAUAUGGUGUUAUUGUUUAGUUUUAUGACACAAUCCGCGUUUUCCAUCACGAAGGAACGCACGGACAAAUUAUAGUGAAUAUUUAUUUUUAUUCGAAUGAUGGAAUGGCUGGUUACAAUUUUAAAGUUAUUUUCUACUAUGCUACUAUAAUGCAUUUUUUUACGUAUCGUUUUGUUCAAUCGAAUAACUUUAAUACGCGCAUUUCAAAUUUUAGGCGUAUAACCCGAGUAAUAAAUAGUAUUAAUGUAAUUUAUAUUUUGGUUACAUUUUGUACACCUACUUAAUGCAUUUUUGUGCGAUAACUGCAAUUUUAUUUCAUGUGAUGUGAUAAAAUUGAAUUUAGUUAAUAAUUAUUAUAGCCAAUAAAUUAAUACGAGGGAGCACAUUGAUUAUAAAGGUGAAAUUAAAAUAUUCCUAAUCAAGAAAUGAAUUUCUUGAUAGUACUGGUUUUUAUUUUCACUAAAAUAAUACUUAUGAUUACCUAUAUUUUAAUUUCACCUAUGUGCUAGGCAAUAGAAUAAUUU